CCUGCAUCCUCUUUCCUUUUGGGACUUUGCCUCCACAAAGAAACAGAACUUUGAUGCCGGUCUAUCGGUUCGAGAUAACUGAUUGCGCACCAAGAGCGGCACGCAAUGUUGGCAACAUUGGUAGCAAGGGGUCGUUCACACGAGCAAUUUCAUCGCCAACCUUUCUACUUUUUCUUUCUCUUCAAGCAUUUUUCUUCCUCGCGGGGUUCUCUCUUCAUCCAGGUUUUUUGUUUUUGCCGCGCGCUGCUCCCCGCCGCCCUCACCAAGCGCGCAGCCGCGCAGCGAAUCAGAAUUAUAACUUAAAAUGUCUCAAGUUUUCAAAAUUUUUCUGAAAAGUCUGAUGUGAAUGAAGGUAGCCGAUGGAAUUGCGAUCAUCAAAUCAUGUAAAUCUCUCUCCAUGGCCCAAAACAUUCAUUCUCAACUUAUUCGGGAAAAUCUUUUGGAGGAGAGAAAUGGAGAUUCUUUUCUCAAAAACAAGCUUGUGGAGUUGUAUGGGCGAUGUGGAAGCGUUGAAGCUGCACGCCGGAUGUUUGACGCAAUCAAGCACAAAGAUUCUUAUUCUUGGGUUCUUAUGCUCACAGCAUAUGCUCAAAACGGGCAUGUUUACCUGGCAAAGAAAGUAUUUGAUGCCAUGCCGUAUCACUGCCUUGUUUCAUGGACAGCAAUGCUGAGUGCCUUUGUGCGUUGUGGAGAUUUAAACCAUGCCAAGGAAGUUUUUGAUUAUAUGCAAGAGCGUAACAUCAUUACAUGGGUGGUUAUGCUCUCGGCAUAUGCCCAAUCCGGACAUAUCCACAAAGCUCAUGAAAUCUUUCAGAGAAUUCCGGAAUACAACAUGGUAUCAUGGACGGUUAUGAUUCGCACACUUUCUCAAGCCGGAUUAGUCCUGGAGGCUAAGCGCAUAUUCGAUUCUAUGCCAGAGCGGGACAUAGUUUCCUGGACUGGUAUCCUCACGGCAUAUGCUCAAAACGGGCAUCUGCAUGAAGCAAAGAACGUGUUCGAUACCAUGCCAGAAAGGAACAGAAUCUCCUGGAAUACAUUUCUGUCCGUGAACGCACAAAACUGCGGCUUGCAAGAAGCCAAGAUCGUAUUUUCUUCCAUGCAAGAGCGUUGUAUAGUAUCGUACAAUGAGAUGCUUUUUGCAUAUGCUAGACUGGGGCAUAUGGGUGAUGCGAAGUGCGUCUUUGAUUCCAUGCCUGAAUGGGAUCUUUUCUCAUGGAAUACAAUGCUUUACGGGUAUACAGAAUUAUCAAAACUGUACGAAGCGGGUGUUGUUUUCAAUUCAAUGUGCGAACGAGAUACCGUUUCGUGGACAACAAUGCUUACGGCAUAUACCCGAGCCGGGCAUUUGGAAGAGGCCUUUUGCAUAUUUCAGCAAAUGGAAAGAUAUGACCAGGUCACUUGCAAUUCGAUGCUGCUUGCAUUUUCCUGUAAAGGCUAUAUGCGUGAAGCUCUAAGGUUUUCCUUUCAAAUGGUAGAAAGAGACACAGUAUCUUGGAAUACAAUUUUGCUUGCAUAUGCCCAAUCUGGGCAUAGAGACACGGCAAGACGGGUUUUUGAUUCGAUGCCCGUGUCCGAUUUAGUAUCUUGGAACACCAUGGUUGCAGCUUAUGCCCAGAAAGGACAUUUCUUGGAGGCUGUGGAACUCUUUCAUCACAUACCUAUGACUGAAAAGCCAAAUGAGAUAACUUUUGUAGAGGUUUUGUUAGCAAGUACGCAUCAUGGGAGUGUUGCCAAUGGCCUCCACUACCUCCAAUCAAUGCAAUGUGACUACAAUAUAAAAGCAUCUAAGCAGCACUACUGUGAAAUACUUGAUCUUUUUGGAAGAGCUGGGCAUUUGGGCGAUGCCGAGCAAUUAAUCAAAAGCAUGCCGUUUGUCCCUGAGGAUUUGGACUGGACGUGCUUUCUGGCGGCGUGUAAGAAUCAGAAGAAUGUGAGACAUGGUUCUCAGGUGACACUUAUCUCAGAUAAUGGAGCAGCUUAUAUCUUACUCGCAAACGCCUGGUCCUGAUAGUGUUCUUAAUCCAGCAUCACUCUCGCUCGUUGUGAUCAUUUGAAGCUGGCCCUCCUCGACAUCUUGAUUUAGAUAGUUCUUAUGUUUACUACUAUUGUCAAAAUUUGUGGGCUGCUGGAUCUGGCCAAUCAACACCGUCAGAUGUGAUGUAACCCGGUAAAUAUCUGCACCCUUCUGAAAUAUUUUUGUGAGGUUUUGGGCCGGCCUGUGGGCGUGCGGCAUGGCCCAGGCCGGGGGAGGAGGUGUGAGUGACACCCAUCUGCUUGCAUGGCCUGGGAGGGAUAGAAAAGCUCUCCUUUUUUGCCACAGCUCCUCCUAGCCCCGGGGUUUCUAGGGGAAGCGGGAGAGGGGGCACCGCCCAGCAGCAAAGAUGGAUGCCCAUGCUCCAGGGUAUGUGGAGGAGCGGAGGCAGCCACUGCCCAGCAGCGACAAGGACAGGGGAUCGCUCAUGUGUUUUGCUUUUGCAGGGCCACAUGACUGUAUGUAAGUUAGCAUCUAUUGGCAGCUCAGCUGGGACAGGUUCAGCAAACCAAGCCCAAUGCAAGCUGUACAUCUUUGUGCUCUUUGUUCUCCCUCAACACAGCAAGGAAUGCGUGCGUUCUUAGUGGAAUUCUGCGGUUUCUCGGGUUUUUUCUGGGGCCUCACGUCAGAGAAACUCUGGCAGACAGGAAGAAUUGACUCAAGAACCAGCUCACUCUGCCGACAAAAGCUACAGCUCUCAGGACAAUAGAGUUGAUUUUUGGAAGUGCUGACAUCCGAGUGAGCUCAAGAGCUCUGCUGCAUGGCUACCUCUUCUAUGAGCCUGUGCUGUGGAAGUUCCUGUGCACAACAAGCAGUGACUUUCGAGGCAGUGCAUAUGGAGACUCAACCGUGAACUCUAGGCACUGGAAAGGCUGGUGGAUGGAUGUGGAAGGAUUCCAAACUUUUGCAUCAGCUCCAGAGCACAUGACGAUCAAGUGGUACAUCAUUCCAAAGAUGGAGUGGCUUUCUUCGGUGGUGAUCCAGGAAGACGAGGAGAGCUUUCUCCACAGUGUGCUCAGCAGCAAUGGACUGGUGGAUAUGGCUGCCAAAGUUGCCAAGGAAGUGAGCAAGAUGGACAGGGACAGGAUGAGAUGCUUCAUGGUGAUGGAGAUUCGUUGGCAAAGUGAUGAGUGUCACUGGAUUUGGAGUGACAAGCAGGGGUUUUUAUCAUCGAGGAUUCCUGGCCAGAUACCAAAGCUUAUAGUCCUCACAUCUUUGUUACAUCUUGGGGUCCAUGAAGCUGGAAAAGAAGAAGAGUGGAAAUCCGCUACUCCAUCCAUAUGAUGUUCUCAAGAUCUUGGAAGAUUUCCAAUGCUUGGAGAUGAUCACGAGAGUUUGGAAGUUUUCCAAAGAUCACAAGAGCUUUGAAGUUUUCCUUUUGCUGUUGGGUCAACCAAAAACUCCCUGUUUUUACAGUUCGAGCAGCAAAGUUUUUGAUCUUUAGGAAAGAUUCCACUCGCUGAAACACACUGAAAAAGUCCUCAUUAUAAUGUAAUGUGGAGGAAUGAUGAGCUGGAUCCAAAAGCCAGUGAGGCUCCAUGUUCCCACAAUUUAUACUGGGGCUAGGGUUUUCUCCUCUUUGGGCCAGCAUGUGACAGGAUGAUUCUCCAUUCAAGCUUGCAGAUCUGAGGUGCCACGCUCUUCCACAAUUCCUGGGCUGAUCAAUUGGAGUGCACGCCUUGCAAAUCCCAAUUUUGUGGAGGAAACAUGGUGUUCACAAUGAGGUAGCAAAAAUGUAAGUCUUGUGAGAAGACAAUAUAUCAGGUAACACACAUCAAUUGGCAACACUCAGUUGCAUCCAAAAGGUCAGUCUUUAUACUGUCUGUAUCCCUUAGUAAAAAUAUUUUGUUAUUUAUCUACCCUAAUAAUUGAAGAAACUGUUGAAAUUGAA
This is a messenger RNA of Selaginella moellendorffii, 3923 nucleotides long. Its product is annotated as pentatricopeptide repeat-containing protein At4g02750-like. The transcript has 2 exons. Gene Ontology annotation, biological process: RNA modification. NCBI's taxonomy places the organism in Eukaryota, Viridiplantae, Streptophyta, Lycopodiopsida, Selaginellales, Selaginellaceae. The record is from RefSeq and is a predicted model, not a curated record. Bases 347 to 2008 code for a protein of 553 amino acids. Gene Ontology annotation, molecular function: protein binding; RNA binding.